This is a messenger RNA of Phymastichus coffea, 2179 nucleotides long. RefSeq names its product translocation protein SEC62 (gene Trp1). Gene Ontology annotation, cellular component: endoplasmic reticulum membrane; endoplasmic reticulum. NCBI's taxonomy places the organism in Eukaryota, Metazoa, Arthropoda, Insecta, Hymenoptera, Eulophidae. Bases 362 to 1525 code for a protein of 387 amino acids. Gene Ontology annotation, biological process: post-translational protein targeting to membrane, translocation. The transcript has 5 exons. The record is from RefSeq and is a predicted model, not a curated record.
AGUAACAACACACACGCGAAAUGCAAAUAGUGGAAUAUCAUUCAGAAAACAGCGAAUCUAUGUUGGCCAGCUAAACGUUGACGUCAGUGUAGUGUAGCACAGUAAGGAGAGAGACGUAUUUCGUUUUCAGUUUUGCUUAUUUUGCCUAUUCACUUGCCUGUCCGAUUCUUGGCAAUCCCAUCUGCUAACUCCCCCCCUCCCCUUUCGCUAUUUCGUGUGUCACAUCAGCAUCACAGGCUGCAUUCUAGCCCGCGCGAGUUCCGGAGUUCGGACACACGUUUCGGCUUUGCUGCUUUUAUCGUCAACAGUUAUGCUCGGCCUUUAUUCCGUAGACCAACGGAUUUGAUUUUCAUCGACAAUCAUGGUUGUGGAGCGCAGAAAAAACAAGAAACGCAGAGACGAUGGAGUAGAUGGCUCAGCUGUGGCGGACAAACCAUCGAAACAAGAAUAUGCUGUAGCCAAAUGGAUUCGUAAUAAUGUGCCGUCCAAAAAAACAAAGUUCGACAGAAAUCAUAUUGUGGAGUAUUUUACGGGAACUAGAGCAGUUGAUGCAUUACUGGAAAAAUCACCAUGGAGCAAAACUAUUUUUGAAACAAGACAACAUGUUGUUGAUUUCUUAGAAACUAUGCUGAGGCAUAAAUUUUUUCACAGAGCUAAAAAAAUUGUUAUUACUGAGGAUGAACUUAUUCGCAUCAAAGGAGUAAAAAAGAAGGGUAAAGAUGUAAAAGAGACGAAAGAGGAAAAAAAGUUAUCAGAAAAAGAAAAAAUUAAGGAGAAAGAAAAGGAAAAAAAGAAAGAGAAAGAAAAAGAAAAGGAAGAAUAUAAUGAUACCAAAGAUGGAGAAAAAGAGGAGAAGAAGGAUUGUGAUGACAAAGGAAAAGGAAAAGAGCUAAAGAAAAAACCGAAAGUUCGAUUAGAAAUGCAUAUGAAUCAGUGUUUUGUUGAUUGCAAUGAUGCAUAUGUGUGGAUUUAUGAGCCAAUUCCAGUAUAUUAUUGGUUCUUUGGCACAUUGCUUGUUUUAGGAGCUAUCGGUGUUUGUCUCUUCCCUCUGUGGCCAAUCACAGUGCGUCAUGGUGUUUGGUAUUUGAGUAUAGCUGCAGCAGGAUUUCUUCUCUUCAUCUUAUCCUUAAUUGUUGUGAGGUCGAUAGUUUUCUGUAUUAUAUGGGUAUUAACUUUUGGCAGACAUCACUUCUGGCUAUUUCCAAACUUAGUCGAAGAUGUUGGAUUCUUUGCAUCCUUCUGGCCUUUGUAUCAUUAUGAAUACUGUGGCCCAUCUUCUGGUGAUAAAAAGGCUUUGAAGAAGAAAAAGCGUAAGAAGGAUAAAGAUUCCGAUGCCGAAGAUGGAGGAAAUUCUCAUUCGGAAGAAAAAUCAGAAUCAUCAUCAGAAGCCUCAAAACCCAAUUCUCCAUCAGCUAGAAAAUCUGAUAAUGAGAAGAAAAAUCAGGGGUUGGAUGGACAUGAAGCAAGCGAAGAAGGCUCUGAAAGUGAAAAAUCAAAUACAGGAGGGGAUUUCGAAAUGCUGUGAGACUGAAUUUAUGUAUAAGAAAAAAGUAAUACAACAGCAUACGGAUGGGUUUGUUUUCAUGUAUGUUAACGAAAAUCGUUUGACCAGCCUUGAAGAAUAAGUCACAGAUUUUAAACACACUGCAAAGUGCUUUCAAAGCUAAUUGUUUAAUUGGACGUUGUACAUGCACACAGAAAUUUGAGCAGAGUUUGCAUGUCAGGAGCAGGAGCAGGACUUGGAAAGGAACUGCAACUUUCGAACUUGAAAAGGAAAAAGUUAUGCCGCCUUGAAGGAUCGAUUUUUCACUGGGCUGUGGUUUUAUCACGCAUUGAAAUUAAGUUGAUGCCUUUAUCGUGAAAAAACUUAUUAGUAAAUUUUAUACGCUGUCAAGCAGUUUUUAUUCAGCCACAAUAAUGAUUGGUUUGACACCAUUUUUUUACUUGCAUGUGCUUCCCGACACACUUUUCUGGUUCCUUUUGUUUUUUAAGGACUUGGUUAUUUACUCCAUUAACAAUUAUCUCAAGUUACUUAUGAAAUGUACAAUAGUUUUUAUUAUAAUAUAUUAUUACGAGAAAAAUGAUAUUAUGUAUGAGAACAGUUAUGAAUUAUAGAGGUAUAAUAUAGAAAUGAAAAAAAAACUUUGGUAAUGUAAAAAUCGAAGACUAUAAUAAGAUG